AUGACAAUAGAAAAAGUUGACCAGUUGAGCUUAAAGAAUCGCGUUUAUAAUCAAAUUAUACAACGUCCAAGGGUAUGGAAGCUUCUGAUGGUAUCCAUGGUCAUAUUUAUCGGCUCGAUAAUUUUGAUAAGCGUUCUUUUAGUCAAGGCUUUAAACCACGGGUUACCAAAUAGUUCAACAACGACUACCACUAGUACAACAACUACAUAUGGAGGACCAGGCAUAUCUUCAACAGCAACUACAUAUACAGUAGCAAGUUCAUCCUCACCAGUGCUCUAUAUAUGGGUUUUAGCAUGCUACACUAUUAUAUAUUGUUUGAAAAUCGCAUUCGAGAGUUUCAUUUAA
This is a messenger RNA of Rotaria socialis, 345 nucleotides long. The record is from the annotation of a GenBank genome assembly. Lineage: Eukaryota; Metazoa; Rotifera; Eurotatoria; Philodinida; Philodinidae.